CUCUAAAUCAUUGAGCAGAAAACAUACAACAGGCCAUCCGUGACAGCCCAUCAUGACUACAGCCCACAGACCCACCUUCGAUCCCGCGCAAGGGAAAGAGGCCCUUCGUGGACCAGCUUAUCAUCAACGACUUUUACCCGCAUACACGCACCUCAAGACUCGUCAAUUAGGGCAAGGAAGUGAAACCGAAGUCCGCCAACGCGACCUACGAGCCGAGCUACUCCAGGCUGAGGCGGCUCACUUUGCCAAGAAGAACGGAGUCCCAAUCAAUGAACCGGCCAUUGAAAGCGCGGCGCCGAAACGUCUACUAGAAGGGGGCCCUCCGGAUGGUGCAGGCGAAGCAGAAGAGGAGGACCCAGAAGCGAAGCGACGGCGGAUAUUAGAGGAAACUCGGGAUAUAGAUGCGGACUCGGAAGGAUCAGAAGAUGACAGUAGUGAAGAAGAGAGUGAUGACGAAGAUGAAGCUGCGGAGUUGAUGCGGGAACUGGAAAAAAUCAAGAGGGAGAGGCUAGAGCAGAAAGAGAAAGAGGAACGCGAACGUGCUGCAAAGGAAGAGGAGCAACGAGAGUAUGACAUUGCCAAGGGCAACCCGCUGCUCAACCCCCAGGACUUUAAUCUCAAGCGGAGAUGGGACGACGACGUUGUUUUCAAGAACCAAGCUCGCGGGACCGAAGAGAAACGCGGCAAGGAGUUUGUCAACGAUUUGUUGCGCUCCGACUUUCACAGAAGAUUUAUGGUGAGCCAUCCUUUCGAAAGAAUAUGACGAAUACCUCUAAUAUACCACUAGUCCAAGUAUGUCCGGUAGACUGGGACUCUUCAUAUCGAUACUCGACAAACUGGCGCCUGUCUUCACACUUUGAUCAAUAUCUGGAGUACGGACGAGCUCCGCUCGACUUAGAACGAAGGCUGCGGGGUGGAUGACUGGCUUGACGACCCUGCUGCAACCAUGAGGCUUCGCUAGUAUGAUGGAAAGGAAAGUAACCCCACUGAAGCCAUUCGGCAUAGC
Molecule: messenger RNA, 1006 nt
Organism: Aspergillus novofumigatus IBT 16806
Lineage: Eukaryota; Fungi; Ascomycota; Eurotiomycetes; Eurotiales; Aspergillaceae
Product: spliceosome-associated CWC15 family protein
Exons: 7
Coding region: 53-763 (236 amino acids)
Biological process (GO): mRNA cis splicing, via spliceosome
Cellular component (GO): catalytic step 2 spliceosome
Molecular function (GO): RNA binding
Source: RefSeq, a predicted model, not a curated record